AUGAAAGGUGCUUCACCUUUUUUUCUGUUUUUUUUUAUCUUCAUAAUUUGUUUAAAAUUGUCUAAUGGUUACGAAUCCCCCAGAUUUAGUCGUCUCACUAUAAAGGAGAAUAAAGACAUAUCAAAGGAUAUGGAAGAAUUAAAUGCAAUUAAUAAUGAAUUAAUUGAUAACGAAAAGGAAGAUGACGAUGACGACGAUGAAGAAAGCGAGGGUUUAGGUGGGUCUGAUUUUAAUGACCUAGCCCAUGAAAGUCUUGAACAGGCUGAGGAGCAAGCAACAAUUGAUCUUGAAAAUUCUGAAAUAGAAAAUAUCUUGGAUAAAGAGAUUUACAGAAUAAUUCAAGAGAGAUUAAAAAAAUUAUGGUAUAUUGGAAAAUGCCGAAGGGAUUAUUCUAAUUUAUGUCCUUUAGGAUGGAAAAUAUCGGAAUAUGAUACUGGUCUUUGUAUUCCUCCUGAAACAUACGAAGGACAGUGUAGGUCUAUAGACUUCUCGAAUAGUAAAGAUGUCGAUAAAGAGCUGUUCGCAUGGAAAUGUGAAGUACAAUGGCCAUGCAUAAAUUCACCAAAGUUAAAGAUUAUGGGGAAGUGUCCAUUCAAAUGGACCCUCGUAGGAAAUAGCUUAUGCAUAGCACCUGAAGACUAUGUUGGGAAAUGCUCACCAGCUAUGGACUUUUCAAAUUAUGAUUAUGAGCAUCGAGCUAGAUGGGCUAAUGAUUGUGACGCUGAAUGGAGUGCAUUGGCUAAAUCAUUUGUCAAAAAUGGCCAGGAAAUAAAAACCCCAACAUAUUCAUUUGGGGGUCCUGUAGAAGAAAAUGGACACGUUCUAAAAAUUGUUCAUUAA
Messenger RNA from Plasmodium vinckei vinckei, 840 nucleotides. RefSeq names its product CPW-WPC family protein. Lineage: Eukaryota; Apicomplexa; Aconoidasida; Haemosporida; Plasmodiidae. The coding region runs from base 1 to 840 and encodes 279 amino acids. The transcript is spliced from 10 exons. The record is from RefSeq and is a predicted model, not a curated record.